Talaromyces rugulosus is the source of this 1725-nucleotide messenger RNA. RefSeq lists its product as uncharacterized. The record is from RefSeq and is a predicted model, not a curated record. The transcript has 7 exons. NCBI's taxonomy places the organism in Eukaryota, Fungi, Ascomycota, Eurotiomycetes, Eurotiales, Trichocomaceae. Bases 1 to 1725 code for a protein of 574 amino acids. Gene Ontology annotation, biological process: transmembrane transport. Gene Ontology annotation, molecular function: transmembrane transporter activity. Gene Ontology annotation, cellular component: membrane.
AUGGGUUCUUCGACCAGGACCAGUACAGAUACAUCUGCAUACGCAGAGACAACGCCUCUUCUCGGUCCCGAACAGAGUGAUACAAGCUCCAAUAUGUCUAAGGCUAACUCGGAAAUCACAAGCAAGCAAGUCCCUGACGAACAGAAAGUCAUCCAACCGUCAGCAGCGUCUUCCACCGACGGAGGCGAUGAGAAGAACCCGUUUCUUGACCCAGAGGUCUCUGAAUACUGGCGGCAGGCAUAUGAAAAGUCUCAAUAUGAGUGUCGGCAUGUGUUUGAUCCGACUCUGACGUGGUCAAAAGAGGAGGAAAAAAGAUUGAUUCGACGACUAGACUGGAGGAUAUGUUUGUGGGCGUGUGUUAUGUUUUUUGGUCUCCAAGUGGACCGGGGUAAUCUUACUCAGGCCGUAUCUGAUACAUUUUUGGACGAUCUUGGGCUGAAUACGAAUGACUAUAACUGGGGCAACACGGUCUUUCGCCUAUCUUUCUUGCUGGCUGAGCUUCCCUCACAGCUGGUAUCGAAAAAGAUCGGACCCGAUCGAUGGAUCCCAACCCAGAUUGUUCUAUGGUCAAUAGUAGCCAUUUCGCAGUGUGCCUUGACUGAUCGGAGAUCAUUUCUGGUUACACGCUCCUUACUUGGUAUUCUUGAAGGCGGUUUUAUCCCAGAUAUCGUGCUCUGGCUAUCUUACUUUUAUACCUCUGAUGAACUGCCAAUCCGCCUAAGCUUUUUCUGGACCAGUUUGUCCGUUACUUCGAUCGUUACGUCGCUUCUUGCCUUUGCCAUUUUCCAUCUCAGUGGCGUCAAUGGUUGGGCUGGUUGGCGAUGGCUUUUCCUCAUCGAAGGACUUAUAACCCUCUCUAUUGGACUAGGAUCUUUCUUCAUGAUGCCGGCCUCGGUCGUUCAGACUAAAACUUGGUUUAGACCUAAUGGGUGGUUCAGUGAUCGCGAGGUUUCCGUUGCUGUGAACCGAGUCUUGCGUGAUGAUCCCUCAAAAGGAGAUAUGCACAAUCGUCAAGCUAUUACUCCACGACGUUUAUGGAAUGCAGCAACGGACUACCAUCUGUGGCCAAUUUACUUGAUCGGGUUCAUGGCUUAUAUUCCGCAGUCCCCGCCAAACACGUAUAUCACGUUGACAUUGCGUUCCGUGGGAUUCAGCAAGUUCACUACAAACCUACUCGCCAUUCCAGCUAGUGUCUUCCAUAUCGGUACCCUACUUGCACUCACCCAGCUGUCUGGAUGGCUCAAUGAGAGAACGUUGGUUUCUAUGCUUCAACCCAUCUGGACCUUGCCUUGUAUCAUCGCUUUGCGUUUCUGGCCAAAUGUGAUUGACGAUGCAUGGGGGACGUAUGCAUUAGUCACAGUAAUUCUCAGUUAUCCCUAUUGUCAUGCAAUUGUCGUUGGAUGGACUUCUAGAAACUCGAACAGUGUUGGUGCACGAUCUGUAUCUGCUGCGUUAUACAACAUGUCUGUCCAAGUCGGGGACAUCGGCGCCUUUUUCAUCUAUCGAGAAGACGACAAACCCAAGUAUCAUCGCGGAAAUACCAAUCUCCUAAUUAUAAACAUUGUCGUCAUUUUCAUAUUCCUCGGCGCAAAAGCUUACUAUGUUUAUCAAAACAAGAGGCGCGAUCGUGUCUGGGAUUCAAUGACUGAGGAAGAACGUAACUACUACAUUAAGAAUACGAAGGAUCAGGGUAGCAACAGGUUGGAUUUUAGGUUUGCACACUAA